AUUAUAGUGGUGUGUAAACAAAUGGCUUAUGGCGUGGGUCGGGUAUCUUAUCGAAAACAAACACUACUAGAACAGUAUUUUGUGCAGUGGCUGAAUUUGCAGCAGGAAAAAGCAUCGAUUAUGGGAUGUCUUUUCCACAAGGGAAGGCGACAGGAUACUAAAGAUUCAAAAGUAAAGGAAUAUUCGUGGGACAAACGAGAUAAAGUCAACCUGAAAGAUUUUACUGUGGAAAAUUUGGACAACGAAGAAAUUUGGAAGCUGCCGGGAACAAUUAAUGGCCAACAGUUUGUUAUUCAGAAAUGCAAAACAUCAACUGUAUAUUUAUUAGAUCAUAUAAAUACCAUAACUAUCGACGAUUGUGUGAAUUGUAAAUUUGUAAUAGGUGCUGUAAAGGGCAGCAUUUUUCUGAGAAACUGCAAGGACUGUUCUUGUGUUGUGGCUUGUGGACAGUUUCGAUCCCGUGACUGCAGGAAAAUAGAUGUAUUUUUAUGUUGCCCAACACAACCCGUUAUAGAAGCAUCAACUAGUAUGCACUUUGGCUGUUAUCAGUUGUAUUAUGAUGACCUCGAAGAUCAGUUUCAUCAAGCAGGGUUAAGUGCAUUUAAUAAUGAGUGGAGUGUCAUUCACGACUACACACCUGUAGAAGGAGAAAAUAAUUGGUGCCUUCUUCCUGAUACAAUAACGAUCCAUGAUUAUAUCUCCAUUCCAAAAGCAGAAGAACUGAAAAAGUUAAAUCUGUCUUUGCUUGAAGAUAAAAGUGUUGUGCCGUACACUUGGGGACCACACAAGACAAUGGAUGGUGAAUCAUGUCUUGUAAUAUUUUUCACAGAUGGGCAACAAGUUCAGCGUGCAAAAGCUUUCAUCAACACCCUGAAGAGAGAAAAUCCUGAUUGUUUGUUACUUCUGAGCAAGGAGGUUCAAUUGAGUACAGCCGAAGCCGAGAAAGUUUUUAGGUCAACUUCUUACAACAGCAUCAUUCAGAGAGGCCCUGUUGUUGGUCUCCAUUAUUGUGGACCUGAAUGCAUUUCUUCAUGUCAACAAGUGGCAGUGAAUAUAGCAAAAGACACUGGCUCAACAGGUCUUGUUUAUGUUAGUACCAAUCCCAAGUUUUCACUUAAGCAAGUGGAAAGUUUCUUCAACUUCACCAUCCCAUGUGGAGUAUGAUAAUGAGGAAGACUGCUAUAAUCUGGUGUAAGAUUUUGUUUUACGUAUCUACAUGGGAUUUUAACAACUGCACAAUCUCUCAUUUUGUUACACAUGAGCUGUCACAGAGAAAUUUUGAUGACUUUGUAUUGUUCGAACUGAUGUUCAUGAUAUAUUUAUACAUUUUUUAUGACUGUACUUAUUUAACAAUGCCAAAAUAUUUACAUUGUAGUCAUUUGAUGCUAGUCAUUAAUGUAAGAAAAAAGAAGCACAUUUACACUUUUUUAAGUUUUUGUUAUUUAAAUUUUGCUGGUAACCAAUCACAAAGGCUGUCUGUGUUGUAAAUAUUUAUACAAGUAAUAACAAACAAUUUUUGAAAUUAUCUAUUUUUACACUGCUGCUCUUCAGUACAAUGUUAUAGUCACUG
Schistocerca cancellata (South American locust) is the source of this 1570-nucleotide messenger RNA. Its product is annotated as protein XRP2-like. Gene Ontology annotation, cellular component: cilium; periciliary membrane compartment. Gene Ontology annotation, biological process: post-Golgi vesicle-mediated transport. NCBI's taxonomy places the organism in Eukaryota, Metazoa, Arthropoda, Insecta, Orthoptera, Acrididae. Bases 22 to 1164 code for a protein of 380 amino acids. The transcript is spliced from 7 exons. Gene Ontology annotation, molecular function: GTPase activator activity. The record is from RefSeq and is a predicted model, not a curated record.